CCAACCUAAGUGUUGCAGCAGCUGGAGACGUAACGAGGUCCUCCCUCCGCUUCAUCCAUCCGGUGAGGGACGAAGAGACAGACGCAGGAAAACAAGAGAGUAGCAGCUCACAAGCUAUGAUUUUCUUCGUGUUUCUGCUGCUCCUCGCUCCAGACAUACUGCUCUCCUCAACACAUGUCGCCGUGAUCUCCCCUCAGGAUCCCGUCCUGAGAAUUGGCUCUGGUUUGACGGCCUCCUGCACGCUCAGCCCAGAGCUGGGUCUCCACGCCAGCUCCUUGUAUUGGACUCUGAACGGAGUCCACCUGUCCAGCAGCACCUAUAGCGCCGUGUCCUCCGACAUCCUGAGCAUCGAGCUCCGCAGCCUGAACGGCUCCCAGCAGAAGUCUGGAGACAACCUGAUGUGUCACGGAGCAGACGGACGGAUCCUCGCUGGUUCUUGUCUCCAUGUGGGAAUGCCUCCAGAGAAGCCAGUAAAUUUAACAUGCUGGUCCCACAAUGCAAAGGAUUUGAGCUGCAGGUGGAGCGUCGGUGGGCAAGGAGAGACACACAUCCCAACCAAAUACACCCUGAAGUACAAACUGAGGUGGCAUGGGAGAGAAAACGAGUGUGAAAAUUACAGCUCAGAGAAGAAGGGUUACGCUUGUCGCAUCUUGGAAAAAAUCGCUCUCUUCACGCCGUAUGAGAUCUGGGUGGAGGCCACCAAUCAGCUGGGCUCAGCUGCCUCCGACAUCAUCUCGCUCGACGUCCUGGAUGUAGUGACAACAGACCCUCCUGCUGACGUGCGACUGAGUCGCAUCGGCAGCCUCGACGACCAGCUGAUGGUCCGCUGGGCCAGUCCGCCCGAGCUCAAGGACUUCCUGUUUCAGGCCAAAUAUCAGAUCCGCUACAGAAUGGAGGACGGCGCUGACUGGAAGGCGGUGGAUAACAUUGGGAACCUGACGUCAUGCCGGCUGGCGGGCCUCAGGCCUGGGACCGUCUACUUUGUCCAGGUGAGGUGCAACCCGGUGGGGAUCUUUGGCUCCAGGAAACCUGGAAUCUGGAGUGACUGGAGCCACCCGGCCGCAGCCUCCACACCCAGCGGAGAGCUGCUACAAAGAGGCUCCUGUGAUCCUAAAGCCGGUGAGCAGAACUCCGCCCUGCGGCGGGAACUCAAGCAGUUCUUCGGCUGGGUCCGCAAGCACGCCCCGGGCUGCGGCAGCAUGUCGAUCAAACUGUACGAUCAGUGGAGGGUGUGGCUGCAGAAAACCCGCAAAACACGCAACCAGGUUCCACGAAGCAAUAAUUCAUAGCCCGGGUACUCUGGAGUCUAACCAGUCGUCGUGGUUCCAGUCGGGUAAGAAGUCCAGGAUUUGAAGAUUUGAGCCUGACUUUUAAAAAGAUUUGUAAGCCAGCAGAGCCGGACCAAUGUAUAGGCAAACUAAGCAGCUACUUUAUUCCCCAAACCUAAAGGGGGAAUCCACAAGAGUACAGAUUGUCAAAGAUGUUUACAUUUUAAGGUGAGGCUUGAAAUGUAAAUCAGGAAUGUUGAACUGUACGUUUUUUUUCUAGGCCAAAUGUUUAGUUGUUGAACGGAUUCAUGUUUUACUAAGUAGCUGUUUGUUUGCUCUGUCUGGCUACUUGCCACACAGAAGAAGAAAAAUACACUAUUAUAGUAAUGAUUAUAGCUGAUACGGUGCCUCCUUAUGGAUAUUUUCUGUUUUUGUCAGAUCAUGAAACAGAUUUUAAUAUCUGACAAAGACAACAUAAUGCAGUUUUCAAAUAUGGGGGAAACUAUCAAAACAACCUGGCUAAUUAAAUGAGACUCAACUUUCCUCCAAAAAAACUCCUGGAAGUCACAAAUUAUCUGCCAAUAGAGACAAAUUACUUUCUCAAACAGGGUCAGGUUGUUUUUUUUCCCUAAUAAUUCAUCACUGUGUCAAAAUAAAAAUAAGCCGAUUGUUUUUUUUUACUUGGGUUAUCCAUGAUAACAUUUGGAGAGGUGUGCCCGAUCAAACUUUUUUUGGUUCCCUUGCAGCUCUUUGUGUUUCCUCAGUUC
Molecule: messenger RNA, 2035 nt
Organism: Xiphophorus maculatus (southern platyfish)
Lineage: Eukaryota; Metazoa; Chordata; Actinopteri; Cyprinodontiformes; Poeciliidae
Gene: crlf1b
Product: cytokine receptor-like factor 1
Exons: 9
Coding region: 117-1289 (390 amino acids)
Biological process (GO): cytokine-mediated signaling pathway
Cellular component (GO): external side of plasma membrane
Molecular function (GO): cytokine receptor activity; protein binding
Source: RefSeq, a predicted model, not a curated record